Molecule: messenger RNA, 797 nt
Organism: Homarus americanus (American lobster)
Lineage: Eukaryota; Metazoa; Arthropoda; Malacostraca; Decapoda; Nephropidae
Product: ribosomally synthesized cyclic peptide ustiloxin B precursosr-like
Exons: 2
Coding region: 75-797 (240 amino acids)
Source: RefSeq, a predicted model, not a curated record
CACAAGUGGCGUGUCUCCUCAGUCCUUACUCUCCCUCCCCCUCUGCCGUCUUCACCACCGUCGUCGCCGCCGUCAUGAGAGUCCUGGUGUUGGUGUUGCUGGUGGAGGUAGUGGCUCUGGCCUCAGCUGGCCAAUGGUUCCUGAGCCAGCCACAACGGCGGGACCUGACCCUCAUGCUGCCCCCCGCCCAGCUCACCGGUACCAGCUCUUUCUACUUCGAGGACAGCAAAGAGAACUCCCCAGAAGAUCUAUCUGCUAUCAGCGAUGGCGUUGAUGUUGCUGAUACUAACAGCGUUGAAGAUGUCGACAACAGUCUGUCUGAUACUAACAGCGUUGAAGAUGUCGACAACAGUCUGUCUGAUACUAACAGCAUUGAAAAUGUCGACAACAGCCUGUCUGUUGCUGAUACUAACAGCGUUGAAGAUGUCGACAACAGUCUGUCUGUUUCUGAUACUAACAGCGUUGAAGAUGUCGACAACAGUCUGUCUGUUUCUGAUACUAACAGCGUUGAAGAUUUCGACAACAGUCUGUCUGUUUCUGAUGCUAACAGCGUUGAAGAUUUCGACAACAGUCUGUCUGUUUCUGAUACUAACAGCGUUGAAGAUGUCGACAACAGUCUGUCUGUUUCUGAUGCUAACAGCGUUGAAGAUUUCGACAACAGUCUGUCUGUUGCUGAUACUAACAGCGUUGAAGAUGUCGACAACAGCCUGUCUGUUUCUGAUACUAACAGCGUUGAAGAUUUCGACAACAGUCUGUCUGUUGCUGAUACUAACAGCGUUGAAGAUGUCCAGUGUUGA